AUGAUGUUUAUCUCGUUUUUGAAUUAUUAUUUGAACAAUUUAGUCAGGAAACCUUUUGAUUUCUUGGAUGAAAUUGUACAAAGGCUGACUGUAUUAAUAGGGAACUCCGUUGGUAGUCUUGCUUGCGUUAUUGCUGCCUCAAUCAGGAAACCUUUUGAUAGGUUGACGCUUGACAUGUUGAUCAUUAAGAAACCAGCAAAUGAUGAGGGGGCGCUCGAUGCUUUUGUGUCCAUAGUGACAAGACCACCGGGGCCGAAUCCUGUGCAGUUGAUGCCGAGGAUCACCUUACCUGUUUUAGUUUUAUGGGGUGACAGAGACCCAUUUACCCCACUUGACGGUCCUGUUGGUGCACACUUCUCGACUCUUCCUGCUCAAGUACCAAAUAUGAGCCUCUUUGUUCUGGAAGGCGUUGGUCAUUGUCCUCAUGAUGAUACACCAGAUUUGGUGCAUGAAAAGUUGCUGCCUUGGCUUGACGAUCUUCUUCCUGCUUUGUAA
Rhododendron vialii is the source of this 495-nucleotide messenger RNA. RefSeq lists its product as uncharacterized. Gene Ontology annotation, cellular component: chloroplast. Lineage: Eukaryota; Viridiplantae; Streptophyta; Magnoliopsida; Ericales; Ericaceae. The transcript has 3 exons. Bases 1 to 495 code for a protein of 164 amino acids. The record is from RefSeq and is a predicted model, not a curated record. Gene Ontology annotation, biological process: chlorophyll metabolic process. Gene Ontology annotation, molecular function: chlorophyllase activity.